Molecule: messenger RNA, 765 nt
Organism: Zingiber officinale
Lineage: Eukaryota; Viridiplantae; Streptophyta; Magnoliopsida; Zingiberales; Zingiberaceae
Product: probable CCR4-associated factor 1 homolog 11
Exons: 2
Coding region: 1-765 (254 amino acids)
Cellular component (GO): CCR4-NOT core complex; P-body; CCR4-NOT complex
Molecular function (GO): poly(A)-specific ribonuclease activity; nucleic acid binding
Source: RefSeq, a predicted model, not a curated record
AUGGCUGUCGCAGUCGUCAACAAUAACGAUAUGCUAAUUUCCUCUUCCGCCGCCAGCGCCAGCGCCCGCAGAGUCGAGGUUCGCUCCGUGUGGGCUCAUAACCUCGACGAGGAGUUCGCCCUUAUCCGCUCCGCCGUCCCCUUCCACCCCUUCGUCGCAUUGGACACCGAGUAUCCUGGCGUCGUCGUCGCUUCCAAAAAUCCCUACUGCACCCUCACCCUCCCCCAGCGCUACGAAUUGAUCCGCGCCAACGUCGAGGCUCUCCGCAUCGUCCAGGUCGGUCUCACCCUCUCCGACGCCGCCGGCAACCUCCCAUGUGCCAUCUACAGCGACGGCACUUGUGUGAGUUACGUAUUCGCCCAGAACUUGGCCACCUCCGGCUUGCUUUCCUUUGGCCAUUUUUCUCCCGUCUCCUGGGUUACCUUCCAAGGCGCCUAUGAUUUCGCCUUCCUAGUCAAGAUGCUGACAUGCGACUGCAAAUUACCAAAGACCGUUCGUGAGUUCUUGCACCUCGUUCACUUCUUUUUCGGCAAAAGGGUGUUCGAUGUGAAGCACCUUUGCAAGCAUUGUCCUGGGCUUUACGGAGGAUUGGAGCGGGUGGCCUCUACCGUCCGAGUUGAGCGAGCAGUGGGCUCUCGACAUCAGUCCGGCUCCGAUAGCUUAUUAACAUGGCAGCUGUUCUACCAAAUCGCCUCUCGUGUGAAUCCACAACUCAUCCAUCGUCCAGAACACAUGGGAACACUCUUUGACCUCCAACUGCAAUAG